Messenger RNA from Arachis stenosperma, 913 nucleotides. RefSeq names its product rRNA 2'-O-methyltransferase fibrillarin 2. Gene Ontology annotation, cellular component: small-subunit processome; nucleolus; box C/D methylation guide snoRNP complex. Gene Ontology annotation, biological process: rRNA methylation; box C/D sno(s)RNA 3'-end processing. The record is from RefSeq and is a predicted model, not a curated record. NCBI's taxonomy places the organism in Eukaryota, Viridiplantae, Streptophyta, Magnoliopsida, Fabales, Fabaceae. Gene Ontology annotation, molecular function: RNA binding; rRNA methyltransferase activity; histone H2AQ104 methyltransferase activity. The transcript has 6 exons. The coding region runs from base 19 to 756 and encodes 245 amino acids.
GGUGGUGGAAGGGGUGGAAUGAAGGGAGGGAGCAAGGUUGUGGUUGAGCCUCACAGACACGAAGGGAUCUUCAUUGCCAAGGGAAAAGAAGAUGCCCUUGUUACAAAGAACAUGGUUCCUGGUGAGGCUGUUUACAACGAGAAAAGGAUUACUGUGCAGAAAGAGGAUGGUACAAAAGAUGAGUAUAGAGUUUGGAACCCUUUCCGUUCCAAGUUGGCGGCUGCCAUCCUUGGUGGGGUUGACAACAUAUGGAUUAAACCUGGGGCCCGAGUCCUCUAUCUUGGAGCUGCUUCUGGAACAACAGUCUCUCAUGUGUCUGAUGUUGUUGGACCGACAGGAGUUGUGUAUGCAGUAGAAUUCUCUCAUAGAAGUGGCCGUGACUUGGUCAACAUGGCAAAGAAGCGUACCAAUGUUAUCCCCAUUAUUGAAGAUGCUAGACAUCCAGCCAAGUACAGGAUGUUGGUUGGCAUGGUUGAUGUUAUAUUUUCCGAUGUUGCCCAGCCUGAUCAGGCAAGGAUAUUGGGGUUGAAUGCUUCAUACUUUCUCAAAUCAGGAGGCCAUUUUGUUAUUUCAAUCAAGGCUAACUGCAUAGACUCAACGGUUCCGGCAGAGUCGGUGUUUGCCAGUGAAGUGAACAAGCUGAAGGCAGAUCAAUUCAAACCCUUUGAGCAAGUGACACUUGAGCCAUUUGAACGUGAUCAUGCUUGUGUUGUUGGUGGAUACAGAGUGCCUAAGAAGAAAAAAGAUGCUGAGUAGAUUUGCUUGAAAAUUGUAUGCAUUGAUAUCAAAUUUUCCAGUCACAUUAGAUUUUCACUGUUAAUUUUGUAUUAUUGACUAAAAGAAUGUGUGCUCUUUUUGGUAGUAUUUAUGCCUUGGCAAGGUUUUGAUGAGAAUAUGCUCUGAUUUUACUCUU